This is a messenger RNA of Fopius arisanus, 519 nucleotides long. RefSeq names its product probable 5-hydroxyisourate hydrolase ZK697.8. The transcript is spliced from 2 exons. Lineage: Eukaryota; Metazoa; Arthropoda; Insecta; Hymenoptera; Braconidae. Gene Ontology annotation, molecular function: hydroxyisourate hydrolase activity. Gene Ontology annotation, biological process: purine nucleobase metabolic process. Bases 77 to 427 code for a protein of 116 amino acids. The record is from RefSeq and is a predicted model, not a curated record.
CGAUGACCUCCAAAUUGACUCAUGUCGAUUUCUACUCGGCAGAGUCCACUGGCUCAUUGUGUUUUUACUCAUAAUCAUGAACAAACCCCACAUUUCCACUCAUAUUUUGGAUACAAGUCUGGGUAAUCCAGUGCCAGACGUCUCCAUUAAGUUGUACAAGUAUUAUAAAACCACAUGGAGUUUCAUAAGCGAGAGCAAAACCCUGUCAAACGGACGCUGCGAGGAUCUCCUGCAGGUAGCAAACGAGACAUUGACAGCCGAUCGUUAUAAACUAGUCUUCGAAGUGAAGAAAUACUUCGACUCGACGAACACAAAUUCUCUUUACCCCGAGAUCGACGUUAUCAUAGAGAUAAAGAAUGCAGAUCAGAAUUAUCAUCUUCCAUUGUUAUUGAAUCCAUACGGUUACAGCACUUACAGAGGAUCUUAAACAUCAUCAGAAGGUGUAUGUGAAAAAAUUAAUUUUGUAAUUAAAGUGAUAUAAACAUUAUUGAAGAAAUAAAAUAUGUAAUAGAAAGAGCA